Molecule: messenger RNA, 642 nt
Organism: Pseudomassariella vexata
Lineage: Eukaryota; Fungi; Ascomycota; Sordariomycetes; Amphisphaeriales; Pseudomassariaceae
Product: uracil-DNA glycosylase-like protein
Exons: 1
Biological process (GO): base-excision repair, AP site formation
Molecular function (GO): mismatch base pair DNA N-glycosylase activity
Source: RefSeq, a predicted model, not a curated record
AAACGCUCCCGCGGACCGGGUAACUAUGCCCCGCCCUCCACCUACGCACACCUCCCCUUACUCCCAGACGCCCUAGCCCCGGAUCUCCUAAUCCUCUUCAUCGGGCUAAACCCCGGCGUCCAAACCGCCCGCAGCGGGCACGCCUACGCCCACCCAUCGAACCUCUUCUGGAAGCUUCUCUAUUCUUCCCGUAUCACACCCGUGCUGUGCAAAGCGGAGGAGGACCAGACUAUGCCUGCCCGCUACGCACUGGGGAACACCAACAUUGUCGCGCGGCCAUCCCGUAACGGGGCGGAACUGAGUAAAGCCGAGAUGGAUGCGGGUGUUGCGAUUCUGGAGGAGAAGGUUGCGAGAUGGAGGCCUGAGGUGGUGUGCGUGGUGGGCAAGAGUAUUUGGGAGAGUAUUUUCAGGGUUAGGAAGGGGAGGGCGAUACGAAAGGAGGAGUUUAAGUAUGGAUGGCAGAACCAGGGGGAGAAUAUGGGGGUUGGGAGUCCUGGCGGAAGAGAGGACGCGGAGUUCAAGGGGGCGAGGGUGUUUGUUGCUUCUAGUACAAGCGGGUUGGCUGCGACGCUGAGGCCGGAAGAGAAGGAGAGGAUUUGGAAGGAGUUGGGGGAUUGGUGUGUGAAGAGACGUAAGGAGAGG